AUGACCGAAAUGGACGAUGACUUUAGCGACGACUCAAUUGAUCCACAGAUUGAAUACGAUUUGAUUGUCAGUCAAAGCAAUAGUCAAUCAUUUGAUUUGCUGAUUGACACACAAAGUGGUGACAAAUCAGCUCUUAUGAGUGACACGGAACAGAUGGAUGUGACCACUAAUAACAAUUGUGUCAAUGAUAACGAAGUGAUAACAACUGAAAAUGACAUUUUGAUGACAUCGAAGCAACAGAAAGAUAAACCAAAGAUUAAGAAGUUUAUCACUAAAUUUAAAAGUCAAGACUUGAAAGACAAACUUAAGAAUGUGAACGAAGAGAGUGUCAAUAAUGUCAACCAUAUCUGUGAUAAAGAUAAUCAAACAAAUGACGGACAAAAGUCAUCAUCAAUUGAUGACAAUGAAGACGACAACAAUAAGUGUGAAACUAAAGUCAAGAAUAUAAAGAAAAUCGUUAAAAGUAACGACAAAAAUAUAAUUAAAGACAAGAUUUCGGCGAAGAAGAUGAAGAAGAAAAAUAAAGUUAAAAAUAUUAUAAAAGAAGGAAAUGUUGUCAACAAUGUGAUCGACAAUCAUAAGAGCGACUGUGAAGAGAAUGACAAUAAAAAGAAGAAAAAGAAAAUUAAAAACAUUAAAGAAGAAGAAGAAGGGACUGAUGAGAACAAUGUUAUCGACGAUCAUAAGAGUGACAAUAAGAGAUUGAAAAUGAAGAAAAAGAAAUCAAAGAAAGCAAAUUUAAGCGACAAAUUGUAUUCAACGAAGAAGAAGUUUAUUGGAAUCAGUGAUGAAUUGUUGCAACAGAUGUUUGGCUCAAUUGGUGACCAGACAGACACUGAUGACAAUAAUUGGCAACACAUGUAUGUCAACCAAUGUAAACAUUGGUUCCACAGACAGACAAGACAAAUGGCAACUAAUAUCUAUUAA
Molecule: messenger RNA, 927 nt
Organism: Oppia nitens
Lineage: Eukaryota; Metazoa; Arthropoda; Arachnida; Sarcoptiformes; Oppiidae
Product: glycosyltransferase-like protein gnt13
Exons: 1
Coding region: 1-927 (308 amino acids)
Source: RefSeq, a predicted model, not a curated record